Messenger RNA from Vanessa tameamea, 1055 nucleotides. RefSeq names its product leucine-rich melanocyte differentiation-associated protein-like. NCBI's taxonomy places the organism in Eukaryota, Metazoa, Arthropoda, Insecta, Lepidoptera, Nymphalidae. Gene Ontology annotation, molecular function: protein binding. The transcript is spliced from 6 exons. Bases 107 to 811 code for a protein of 234 amino acids. Gene Ontology annotation, biological process: melanocyte differentiation. The record is from RefSeq and is a predicted model, not a curated record.
GUUGUGACAUGUGAGUGAUAUCAGCCUAAAGUUUUAUUUGUUUAAAAAAUAUUGUGUAUUACUUUUAUUUGCGUUUAAAUGUUUUUUAUAAAAGUUUGCAUCGAAAAUGGAACCCUCCCACAUUAAUGCCUUUGCAUUGUCCUUCGAUAAAAAUCGAUUGAGCUAUUGCGGCCAAGACUGUCAAAGGAUACCGCCAUCUUUAUGGAAUAUGUAUGGAACUAAAGUUUAUUACCUGGAUCUAAGUUACAAUAACAUUGAAACUUUAAAAGGUCUGGAAAAUUUCAAGGGAUUGGAAGAAUUAAUAUUAGACAACAAUAAAUUAGGCGACACUGUUAAUUUUCCACACUUACCGAGAUUGAGGACUUUAUCGAUAAAUAAGAAUCAGAUAUCAGAUUUGGAUAGAUUGAUAAAUGAAAUAAGUAAGAAUUUCCCAUCACUGACAUACCUGAGUCUUUUGAGUAAUAAAGCAUGUCCGAACCAGCUCUCUGAUAAUGAUAAAGACGACGCUGACUACCAAAGAUACAGAUAUUUUGUACUGUACAAACUGCCAAAUUUACGGUUUUUGGAUUCAAAACGAGUUUCAACGGCAGAAAGUAAGGAAGCGGCCACACGUGGCGAGUUUAUGCGCGUGCGCAGACCCACCGGCGAUAAAAACUCCUCCGUGGUGUUGCCUACAGGCACCACUUUGAGACCCUUACCUGUGGACCUAAACGCAUUGGGCAAACAUAAAGGUGCUUACGGAAAAUGCCUUUAUAAAUAUACGGGCAAACAUUCAGAGGGGAACAGGUUUAUACUCAAUAGUGAUUUAUGAUCAUGAUAUAUCAAGAUAUUGGUGAUGUAGAUAGUUAUUUGUAUAAUUAUAUUGAUAAACACACGCAACAGUGUACCAGAUAUUUACUUUUCAAAUAUAUGAAAAACUAUUUUGGUAACGAGAUUAUGUCGCACUAAGGUCUACCCUCCGUCUGUGGAGGUUUCUAUUCCCCGACAAUGCCUGUCUAUUAUGGUAACUAAAAAUAAAUCUCGGAAUUUGAAUUUUAACUUUAAUCACCGAUUCC